Molecule: messenger RNA, 1982 nt
Organism: Polistes dominula (European paper wasp)
Lineage: Eukaryota; Metazoa; Arthropoda; Insecta; Hymenoptera; Vespidae
Molecular function (GO): N-acetyltransferase activity
Source: RefSeq, a predicted model, not a curated record
UAUGAAUGAGUUUAAAUUACCCCACUCUCUCGAGAUCUUCUUACUUGCAUUUUAUCAUAGAUCACUGACAAGUCGCAAGCUUACUAUUGCCAAUUCACCUAAGUUCAGUUUUCUAACUACAUUUUCCAAGAUUUUAAAUACAUUUGAUUAUUCAUUUUGAAAAUUGAUCAGUUUGUUACUUCAUCGAAUUGAACAUAAGUAAGAAAAAUAUAAUAACACUUGGUACUAAACCUGAAUAAAUAAAACACAUCGACUAAGUGCAAUUUUCUUCAAUUUAUCGUUUGCCAAGAGGGGACUGUCUUUAACCACUUGACCUAUAAUAAGAUAUAGCUGUUUUAGUGACGCGGCAUUCUAUAUCCUACUCUUAUUACACGAAACUUUGAAAGCGUUUUUCUCGAAAACAACAAAACGGAAGGAUGAGUCGAAUUGUAAAAAAAAGUCAAGGAAGUAUUGAUCUCGAUGAUAUUAAAUUGCCGCCGAUUAGAACACCCGGUCCAAUUAAAAUUUGGAAGACGGUUGAUGGAUUUCGAACUGUUGGAGAUGAAUCUAAACCAGUUAAGAUAAUUUUGCAAGAAAUACCGGAGGACAGAUACGAUGAUUUUCUCGAUCAUAUGUGCACGUAUUUCAUCGUAGACGAACCUUGUUGUUCCAGUCUCAAGAUAAGUGAAGAUCCGUCAGCUAUGCAAGAAUUUCGUGAUGUAUGGACAAUAGUUUUAAAGCAAGGAUUAGCGGUUGGUGCCUUUGUCGAAGAUCCCAAAGGUGGUAAACCGGAAAUAGCGGGAGCUAAUAUAAUAGGAGUUGAGAUUAAAGAUGACGAAAGAAAAGUUGAUAACUAUCCGUUGGAAUCAACUUUAGCUAAAAGGAUAUUCCAUCCUGUAGUAUCUAUAUGCAAAGAAGCGAAGAUUUAUGAACACUACAAUACGGACAGAUAUAUGUACGCUUUUGGCUUAAGUGUUCAUCCUUACUAUCGCGGUCAAAAUCUUGGUGCACAUAUUCUAAGUGUAAGGGAACAGAUUGGUCGUGCAUACAAUGUUUCGGUGACGGCAACAGCAUUUACUUCGACGAUUUCUCAAAAAUCAGCUGCUCGUUGCGGAUACGAAGUUUUAUUAGCCAGAGAUUACGAUAAGAUAUUAGACGAGGAAGGAAAAGAAAUAUUUCCUAAUAUUAAAUUUAAAACGUUCAAAGUAAUGGGAAGACGAUUGUAUUGAAUUUACGUCAUUCUAUUGUUUCAUAUAAUUAACUUUGCAAAAAUAUUGGUAUCACGUAUUAAGAUAAAUUGUUUUUGCAAAACUAUUUAAACGAAGCGUUAACGAUAACAUUCAAUGAUAGUGAAAAUAGGAAUAGACCUAAAAAUAAUGAAAACCGAUUAACGUGACGGUACAGGACGUGUUGCGAAAUCAAAUACCCCAUCCUCGUGUGUAUUGCAUUUGAAAUUUUAAUUAUUUAUAACAGCCCUUGGCAGACCGUUAUUUAUUAGCUCGGGGAAGCCGAAAUACGGGUGAACGUGUUUCCGUUUGAACGAUCAGCUUUUGCAUCCGAAUGCAUUUCGGUAAAUCAUUGCACGUUUGAAUGUUAUAGAAAAAAUGACGGACGGUUUUUGUAAGUCCAGAUAAAUAAUAAUAGUAUUUAGCACUAGAUUUCAUUUGAGUCUUAGGAAGUAGGAGUACGUAAUUCUAAUAAUUAUCUAUUGUCAAUAUUAUCUAUUGUAUAAGAAACAAGUUUGAUCGAUCUAUGCAUGUAAUUAAUAAAGAUUGUUCCAAGGUAAAUAUUAAUUGCACCUACGUAUCCAAAAAAAAAACAAAAAAAAAACGAUGACUUUAAAGUAACCCACGUUUGUAUUAAAUAUUUAUCUCUCCCUCUAUAUGGUGGGUGUUAUAGAAACUACCUGUUACUGAUAAUUUAAAUAUUUCCAAUUAAGAAUGGGUAUAAAAAAAUGUGUGUAAAAACAUGGUGAGAUUCUCUACGAGGAACAUUGUAAAAAA